This is a messenger RNA of Striga asiatica, 889 nucleotides long. NCBI's taxonomy places the organism in Eukaryota, Viridiplantae, Streptophyta, Magnoliopsida, Lamiales, Orobanchaceae. The record is from the annotation of a GenBank genome assembly.
UAAUUAAUUAAUGUUUUCAGUUAAUUAUAUUCUACCUUAGCCAUCUCUUUGCUACGUACACACAAACACACAUAUGGGCAAGGGACGAGCACCGUGUUGUGAUAAGAACAAGGUGAGGACUGGGCCAUGGAGCCCAGCUGAAGAUUUCAGACUUGUUACCUUCAUUAAAACUCACGGCCACCCCAAUUGGCGUGCCCUCCCUAAACAAGCAGGACUACUUCGAUGCGGAAAGAGCUGUCGUUUGCGGUGGGUUAAUUACCUAAGUCCUGACAUCAAACGAGGAAAUUUCACACCCGAGGAAGAGCAAACCAUAAUUCAACUGCAUAGCUCUUUUGGAAACAAGUGGUCCAAGAUUGCAGCGUGUUUGCCUGGAAGAACCGAUAACGAGAUAAAAAACGUUUGGAACACACAUUUGAAGAAAAGGCUAAAAAUGUCCAAAAUAAGCCCUUAUAAAAUGGGUGCUUAUCCUUCAUCCAGCACAUCAAGCAGUUCCAUAGCAAAUGAUGAUGAAAACUUGGAAAAUUUUCUUAAUUAUCAAUGGAUUGACGAAGAAGAAAUUAAUCACUUGCUCGAAAUCCAAACUAACGAAAAAACCGAGCUAGAAAUACGCACGGACAUUAAUAAUUCUACACUCUCGGAAUUAACUCCGGUUUCUAAUUAUAACGAGCCUCAACGCGAAGUUGAUGAUUUCGAUAGUGGCAAAAUUGUAAAUUCAUCGGAUUUCGAUGUUGCUUUCUGGGAAUCUUUUGACACCAUCAUGAGUGAUCAAGAAAACGUUGUUGAAAGCGAACUCGAAAAGUGGUUGAGAAUGUUGGAAGAUGAAGUUGGACUAGCAAGUGGUGGCGAUCACAAUUUGCCAAAAGACAAAGACCCAAUAAAUAAUAAUUAA